UUGGUCUGUUAAAAAAAUAUAUAUUUACUUAACGUUUAGUUAAUCAUUUCGGAAACCUUCAAUCUUAUUAUUAUAAAUCAUCCUAUAGGACUAAGCCCAGUAUUUUUUGUUAGAGCUUCGACAUAAUUACACAAUUUCCAUUUAUUACUAUUGCUUUUCAGAUAAUAUUAUUUGUUUUACCAAUACGUUCAGAAGUAGCGUAGUUACCGCGUAUGUUCGUUCCAGAUAUAUGCCUGUACAAUAAACAGCUAAACUGUAUAAUGCGUGUGACUUAUAAAAUAUAAUUUUUAACACGGGGAGAUAGUUGUUAUUAAAACACAGUCACUUUGUCAUUCUGAUCACCACUGUAUCAUUUAUGGUAGUCAUGUCUUCAGAGCACAACUCUGAGUUCAAAAGUUCCGACCAGGAAUUCGCGUUUUUAUCAUCAAGCAUGCCGAGAAUGGACUCGUACGGCAAUACCGAAAACUCAUCGAAUUUAGAAACACUCAUGCAGUUAGAAGGAUUUCCAUUAAAAUUUUUCCUACUCCUAAUACUGAUCACCAUAGUUUUGAUCUUGGUCUACUACCAAAAAUCACAUGACGCUGACCACAAAAUUAAUGACCCGGAAUUCCAGAUGCCACUGUCGAGUAUGCCGAUGGGAUUAUACAAUAAAGUUGGAAUCGUCUCGAAUGGCGGUCCUUGCUCAAAAAUUGGAGUGGAUAUUAUGUCAAAGGGUGGAAACGCUGUAGAUGCUGCUAUAGCUACUUUGUUAUGUGACGGUGUUGUAUGUCCAGAAUACUUGGGAAUCGGUGGAGGUUUUUUAAUGAGCAUCUACAAUGCAACAACCAAAAAAGUUAUCACGGUAAACGCACGUGAAACAGCUCCAGCCGCAGCAAGUACUUCGAUGUUUGUUAAAAACCCCAAAAAAUCUUUGUACGGAGGAUUGGCUGUUGCAGUUCCAGGUGCACUAAAAGGCUUCUCAGUUGUAUAUAAAUUAUAUGGUGGCGGUGUUCCAUGGGAAUCGUUAUUCGAACCAGCAAUACAAUUAUGCGAAAAUGGAAUAGAUAUAAGUGAACGUCUAGAGAUAAACAUGAGGAAUAGCAGUGACAAAAUAAAAAAUGACCCAGCUCUAAGAGAAUGUUUUUACGAUGAAGAAUAUAGUCGGUUGAAAAAAGUUGGCCAAAUUUACAAGUUACCUAAAUUAGCUGAAACACUAAAAAUCAUAGCGAAAGAAGGUGUGGAUGCCAUUUACAAUGGUUCGUUAACGUCUAAAGUAUUAAAAGAUUUAAAAAAAAUAAAAAGCAUAAUUACCAAAGAAGAUUUAGCCAAUUACGAUGUUGAAGUCAAAGAAUCUUUUCCCGUAAACUUGAAAAGUGGACAUACAAUACAUACGGGACCACCACCUAGUUCUGGUAUAAUAUUAGCAUAUAUACUCCGUGUAUUAGACGGGUUAUUACCAGCAUCCAACGCAGGUUUGGACGCUCAUCGAAUGGUAGAGGCUUUCAAAUUUGGUUACGGCGAGAGGACCCAUUUAGGGGAUCAUAAAUUUGUCGACGUGUCUGAAAUUUACGAUAAAGUAAAAUCGGAUUGUUACAUAAACGAUAUACGAAGUAAAAUAUUGGAUACAUAUUUUACUUCAUCAGAUCCAAAAUACUACGGAGCCGACUAUCACAUGUCAGAGAAUCACGGGACUGCUAAUAUCAUCGUAACGGAUUCAAUGGGAAACACUGUCGUGUGCACUAGCACAUUAAACACUUUUUUUGGAUGCGGAUUCAUGUCUCCUAGCACUGGAAUAAUUUUUAAUAACCAAAUGAACGAUUUUUCUUCUCCUGAAGUUGUUAACAACUAUGGAAUUCCGUCUUCGCCUUCUAAUUUCAUAGAACCAGGCAAAAGACCAAUGUCUUCAAUGUGUCCAACUAUAAUUACCGACAAAAAUGGGGAUUUUUUUCUUGCAAUAGGAGGAGCAGGUUUCAGCCCUUAUACUAUGGUAUAAUAUGACAUUGAAAGAGGCGAUAGACAAACCUAGAAUUUAUCACCAACUUGUUCCCAUGAAAGUUUAUUAUGAAUACGGAACAACAAAGGACGUUGUUCAAAAACUUAGAAAUAUUGGUCAUCCAGUUUUGAGGUUAAAUAAUGUGGUUUCUGCGGCAACUGCUAUUGGCAAAUCCGCUUCAGGAAUGAUCGUAGCCAUGCCAGAUUUCCGGCGACCAGGAAAUUCAUGCGGAU
This is a messenger RNA of Aphis gossypii (cotton aphid), 2205 nucleotides long. RefSeq names its product glutathione hydrolase 1 proenzyme-like. The record is from RefSeq and is a predicted model, not a curated record. Gene Ontology annotation, cellular component: plasma membrane. Gene Ontology annotation, molecular function: glutathione gamma-glutamate hydrolase. NCBI's taxonomy places the organism in Eukaryota, Metazoa, Arthropoda, Insecta, Hemiptera, Aphididae. Bases 356 to 1972 code for a protein of 538 amino acids. Gene Ontology annotation, biological process: glutathione catabolic process. The transcript is spliced from 11 exons.